GUUAAUGAACUAGAGAAGCCGUUUUUUCAGAACCUGCCAGUAGGGUUUACGCGAUUUCCUUUAUCCGUGGAAUCACGGCUUACGGAAAGAGGUCUUUCAAUUAUUUCACUGAAUCCAGACCCCGUGGGCAAUCUUUCUCAGCGUACCCCGUACGAAAAUUGAAUUGAAGCAGCCAAUAGCUGGAUGCAUUCAUUUUAAGGGUAGAUGGAGCUUUCUCUUUGCACGAGCUAAUUACAAACACGCUCUGGGUUGCCUUUACAUCUCUCUUUUGAGAUGAUGCGAUAGUGAUUGUCCUCAAUUGCGCUUAGUUCCUGGCUACUCGAAGAGGCUGUAGUUGGAAACCAUGGACGAAAACGCGUGGGCUUCCUUCCGUAUGUAGCAGCGAAAACAGACAAGUUAUACAAACUAACAAAAUCAAAGGGACAACUUUUAUCCUCAGAAAAACAAAAGAUACAAUAUUUGUUUCGUGGGAUGCUCGUGACUGAAGUAGCGGAAGAUUCCCCGUGGGCUGUGGAAAAAAGCUCCAGAAUAUGGGCGCAAAUCACUCCCACAAAACUCCCGUGUUUGAUGAGAAUGAAGACGUUAACUUUGACCACUUUCAGAUCCUCAGAGCCAUCGGGAAGGGAAGUUUUGGGAAGGUCUGCAUUGUGCAGAAGAGAGACACCAAGAAGAUGUACGCCAUGAAGUACAUGAACAAGCAGAAGUGCAUCGAGCGGGACGAGGUGCGGAACGUCUUCAGGGAGCUGCAGGUCAUGCAGGGCCUCGAGCACCCCUUCCUGGUCAACCUCUGGUACUCUUUCCAAGAUGAGGAGGACAUGUUCAUGGUGGUGGAUCUUCUCCUCGGGGGAGACCUGCGAUACCACCUACAGCAGAAUGUACAUUUUAAGGAGGAAACUGUGAAACUCUACAUCUGUGAAUUAGCUCUGGCCUUGUACUACCUGCAAUGCUGUCAUAUACUCCAUAGAGACAUAAAACCUGACAACAUUCUCCUGGACGAACACGGCCAUGUGCACAUCACAGACUUCAACAUUGCCACUGUGCUGGGGGACUCAGAGAAAGCCACGUCCAUGGCCGGGACCAAGCCCUACAUGGCUCCAGAGGUGUUCCAGUCCUUUAUAGAUGGAGGUCCUGGUUACUCCUACUCUGUGGACUGGUGGUCUCUAGGGGUGACGGCCUACGAGCUGCUACGUGGAUGGCGGCCGUAUGAGAUCCACUCCAGCACUGCGGUGGAUGACAUCAUCAACAUGUUCCGUGGCGAACGCGUGCAUUACUCCUCAACAUGGUCCAAGGGCAUGGUAUCUCUGCUCAGGAGGCUCCUCGCCAAAGACCCCGAGUGCCGCCUCUCCAACAUGGCCGACAUCCAGACCUCGCCCUACCUGGCCGACAUCAACUGGGACGCGGUGCUGGAGAAGGGCACUCCUCCGGGCUUCGUCCCCAACAAAGGGAGGCUGAACUGCGAUCCAACCUUUGAGUUGGAGGAGAUGAUCUUGGAGUCCAAACCACUACAUAAGAAGAAGAAGAGGCUAGCAAAGAGCAAGUCACGCGACGGAAACAGAGAGGCCUCCCCCCUGCCCGCCCACUUGCAGCAGUGCCUGGAAACAGUGCGUGAGGAGUUCAUCAUCUUCAACAGAGAGAAGCUGAGGAAGCAGGCCCCGGGCGUGCAGGCCGCCAGCCCUGCCUCGCCCGCCCUGGAGAAACGGGAGGGGGGGCAGAACAACAACACCGUCCUGCCCUCGGAAGAGACCGGCGUCUACAGCAGCUAGGCUGAAAAGUAAAAAAUAACCACCAACCGAAAAAUGGCCCACCCAACUGUUCCUGUGCAUGUUCUCUCUUUUGCUACAAUGAAGAAAAAAAAAAGAAAAGAAAAAAAACCCAGCGUUUCAUAAACUGAUUACAGCGUACAGCGAGUGAUGUCAUGCAGCCUGCCCGGGACAUCGUGCCGCAGACGUUGACUGUGACGUGAUCCUGCAGGCCGUUGCUGAACACCAAGCUGCAUGGGGAGUGAUGAAAAGAAGGACGUUUUCUUUGGCACCCGAUGCGGAAGCCACAAUUUUCUAUUGACCAAAUACUGCUUUCUGUGUAUUACUGUUUUUCCGUGGAAAAGACUGUUUCUGUGUGUGAACUUCAUGUUUUUUGGUAAAACACAAAUCCUCUACCAUCACUCACUAUGACCAUCGCAGCUAGAUUCCCAUGUAAAACAUUGCUGGCUUUCUCGCACAAAACAGCCUGGAAAAAUCUUUGGCACAAGAUGCCUUUUUAAAGCGGCCAAGAUGGGGGAUAAGGUGGGCAGAAAUGAAAGACUAUUUCCAUUUGCCUUAAUGCACAUUUUGACUUGUUUUGCAUUUUUCCAAAUUGUCACCAUAGUAUAGCCUUUUUAUCCUGUAAGGUGGACAGACUCCACCUUACAGUGUGUAUGUGCUAAUUUGCAUAUGGCACAAUGAACAAAAUUGUGAGUCACAUAAACUCACACAAAUGGAAACAUAGCUACUAUGUGGCAUACAGUACACAUCCACUGUUAACUGUGCGAAAAAUGCAUAUUAAUGCCAAAGUCUUUCUGUCCAGCACCAUAAAGUAUGAUACAGUGAUUCAAAUAAUGCAGAGGCGAUGAUAACAUGCUUAUUUAAACUGGGUGAAUUCCCCUUUGUUUCAGAAUACACAUUUAUUGGCUUAUAAUACAAGCAAUAUGUCUGUCAAUUGACAGCCCAGUAGCAUUACUUUGGUUAUCGUAUGCAAAUAUUUACAUUUGGUUGCAAGUCUUGAUUUAUGUUUGUAACAUUUCAGUGUAUAACAACUGCAAUUCCAUGACAAAACUCCACUUGAAAUGAAGGAAUGGUCUCCAACUUUGCAGAAAACUGACAGAUUUCCCAUCCUUUGUGUGUACGUGGAUGGGCGAUUGCCUUUUCUUGGUUUCGACAGCAUGAAGUAGCCUGACAUAAAAGUAUGCAUUUCCUUCCCAGCAACCGCAACCUCUCAAGAGGUCGUAGUAGCCCUGAAUUGCUGAAAUAAAGGAAGUCGUACUUGUA
Messenger RNA from Conger conger (European conger), 3023 nucleotides. Its product is annotated as serine/threonine-protein kinase 32B-like. Gene Ontology annotation, molecular function: ATP binding; G protein-coupled receptor binding; G protein-coupled receptor kinase activity. Gene Ontology annotation, biological process: regulation of signal transduction; G protein-coupled receptor signaling pathway; protein phosphorylation. The transcript has 12 exons. The record is from RefSeq and is a predicted model, not a curated record. NCBI's taxonomy places the organism in Eukaryota, Metazoa, Chordata, Actinopteri, Anguilliformes, Congridae. The coding region runs from base 531 to 1763 and encodes 410 amino acids.